Messenger RNA from Vespula pensylvanica (western yellowjacket), 3080 nucleotides. RefSeq lists its product as uncharacterized. The transcript has 2 exons. NCBI's taxonomy places the organism in Eukaryota, Metazoa, Arthropoda, Insecta, Hymenoptera, Vespidae. The record is from RefSeq and is a predicted model, not a curated record. Bases 1399 to 2067 code for a protein of 222 amino acids.
UAUGUCGUGCUUAUCUUACCGCCAUUUAAUUAAGAAUAUGUCGUCAUAUAAUUUAACUGCAAAAUUACAACUUGAAGCUAUUAAACACAUACGAAGAAAUUCUCGAACGCGAGUGAUAAACGAAAGCGUAGUUAGCAAGGUCAACAAUGAAUAAGAGUAAGAGAGAGAAAAAGAUAGACAUAUAUAUAUAUGUAACGAGAGAGAGACAGUGAAUAGAAACAGAAAAAUCUUGGGAAGUCCCGAAAAGCAUGAUAGUUGGUUGAUGGAUUGGUGAAGAACCUUGAUAUUUAACAUGCCAUUCGUAGACCUUGUUAAAUAUAUACAUAUGUGCAUACGUAUGAACGAUCAUUCUGUAUUAGAAGUUGAAUAUAAUCGGCUCGGAGUAGCUACUAACGACACGGUCUGUUUCAAAUAUUGACAUAUUGCUUAUAAAACGAAGACAGCGAGAGCGACAGAGCGAGCGAAAUAGAGAGAGAGAGAGAGAGAGAGAGAGAGAGAGAGAGAGAUAAGACACAUAAAACUAUUAUUAUUGGAAGGAUCCACUCCACUUGAUCAAGGAGUCUACGAUCGAAAUUGAUAUUUGAGGAAGAUAAGAGAUUGGAAAUUUUCUAGUGAAAUUGAUAAAAGACAAGUGAUAAGUGAAAGUCAAGGACCUAAUAAUAUUCAUCGAUACAAAAACCGAAAUCUCCCCCCCCCCUCUCUCUCUCUCUGUUUUUGUCUCUGUCUCUGUUUCUAUCUCCGUCUCUAUCUCUGUCUCUGUCUCUGUUUUUGUCUCUCUCGUUACGGUCAUUUCUAUCUCGAGUUGAAGAACUCGGGGAAGCACCAACGUGUGUUGUGUCCGUAUCACGUGAAUCCAAGGAUCGACCAGUAAGCGUGUCGACAAGCGUGCUUUAACAGAAGAUCGAUCGAUUGCUGGUACGAACCUUUUUCUUUGCAAAAUCAUCAAGGGGUUUGGACGUGGAGGGAGUAACGAUAAUAAGUAACCGAACAUCGACGAUAUCGGACAGAUCGGCAAAAGAAUUGAGAGUAUUCGGAUCGAGAACAACCAUUAGAAAGCUAGGUGUAAUCGAGUUUUAAUCGAUUAAUAAUGAUCUAUUACGAGGAUCAAACAUCAUCUAAAUCAAACCACGUAAUAGCAAAAAAAAGAUCUAAUAUCUUAGUGCCAAUAAAAAGAUCAAAUUGACUUUAUUGAAAUCGGUAAAACAUUUACGAUUACGAUCAAAGGGAAGAGGAGAUCGAACGAAGAAUUAUUUCUUUCGAGUUCAUCGAGAAUUCUUAUUUUUUUCCUUCGUUGAUCCGAGAGAAACAGUUGAAAAUAACGUUUCGACGUGAUAUAAUUGACUGAUAAUAAUUAUUGAAAUAUAAUAAAUCAAUAAGAUAAAGAUAAUCGUUGGAAAUAUGAAGAAGGAUCGGGAAAGUGUAAGAAGAUUAAAAGGCGAUGGUUUAUCGGUGGAAAUGGAUUCGAAUAAUCGGAUACUCGAGGUCACCGGUGAUGGUUGCAAGAUUACGUUAACAAAAAAUUGUGGUAGUGUGCGUGUCGUCGGAGAUGGGUGUCGAAUAAAGGUCACUCACAAUGUUGGUGAUAUCAUUUAUACUGGUGACGGUGGACGAGUUUUGCUCGGUCCAAAAUCAUCGAAGGAAAAGGUCCAAUAUUUUGGUGAUGGUGGUAAGAUCAGUUUCGAUUCUGAUCCGAAGAAAAUAAAUCAGAAUUCUGAGAGUACGAGAGAUGUCAAGGAAUCGAUCGUCUUGAAGAAUUACCUUGGUACGAAUAAGGAAAAGAGUAUAGAAAUGGAAAAGAAGGAUACGAGAAAAGCGAAGACUGAAAAAUUAAAUCUACAAAAAGAAAAAAAAGAAUCACUUAAUCGUAAUAAGAUAAGAGAUAAGAAGGAGAUGAAAAAUAUAAAAACGACUACAGUUUUCAUGACGACCAACCAUGAAUCUAAGGAUUUCUUCCAAGUUAACAAAUGGUUCGUUUCUCCGACUUCGAUCGUUCGAACAUUCGUAGAAAAAGUGCCUACGGUGACAGUACGUGGUGAAAAAAAAAUUUCAACGGAUUCUAACAAAUGAUGGACAUACUUUUUUUCCUUAAUUAAUUUAAUAUAUAUAUAUAUAUAUAUGUUUGGAUUGGCCAAAUGUUCGUUCGAUAUUUCUCGAAUUUUUUGACGAAUGUGUCUAUCUAUAAAUAGCAUCACGAAAUUAGAGAUAAUUAUGAAGUAGAAUAAGCGAUAAUGAGUAGACGUGGAACAUCGAAAUUGAACGAAAUUGAGAAAAAAAAAACAGGCGGUUAAAAUAGAAGAACGAAUGAGAAACCAUUCUUAUGUAAUUAGAACCAAUUUAGCAUUGUUACGAAGUAGAAACGAAUUUAUAUGUAAAAUCGUAUUAGAAACCUCACACUUCGUGUUCCAUCUUGCCGAUGGUUUUAACGACAUCAACACGUAAUAUAUAUAUAUAUAUAUUAUUAACAUAAAAAACGUUAUAUAUAUAUAAUAUAUAUAGAAUAUUUAUGUAAAGUGAUUGUACCUCGACGAAGAUAUUAGAUCUUCUUCAAAUGACUGAUUUCUUGUAUACGAACCUACUACCUCAUAUAUAUAUAUAUAUUCAUGUAUUAUUUAAUUUUAUUUGAAUGUAUCCUAAAUGUAAUUGUGAAUAAGUAAAAAGUAUUAUUUAAUAUAAUUAUAAUUAUCUUAAGUCUACUGUGCAAACAGCGCGGUUUGAUCUGUUGACUGAGUUUCUCAUCGACUAGAAAAUUUAAAAGAUAUUUUAAUGUGUUCUCUUUGUUAUAAAUGAAUUUAUAAUAAGAAAAAAAAAAAAAAAGGAAAUUAAUGAUGUUAAAAAAGGGACAUCGAAAGGUUUGCUAAUGAUGCUAUCAAGAACAUCACUUUAAUUAAAAUUUUAAAACGAUCUAACGGGCCAAGAUCGUAGCUAAAGAACCAAAGAGAUUUCAGUAGUGAUAAAAUGAUUAGUAGUACAUAGUAAGCGUAUAAAAAAAAAAGAAAGAAAAAAGAAACGUGUAUUAAAGGGAGCAUGUACUACGACAUAAAGUAUGUAUAAAGUAGUAAAGUAUAUGGUUUUAAAAAAUU